AAAAUUUUAUAAAAACACAUUGGAAAAGUAUAUUUGUUAUUCUCAGUUCCAUUCACAACUAUCAACAUUGCAGAUAUUGUUCCAUUGCGACCGGUUCUGAUCUUCAUUAAUAGCGAUUAUUGUUAAAGCUUUUUUUCACAAUAUUCCUAGAUAUAAAACCCAAAAUGAUAGAUACUUAGUGGAGUGCUCAAUAAGUUCGCCUUGGUAAAAUUUAUAUAAUAUAAUAUCCAGCAUAUAAUUUGACAUUUGACCAGCCAUUAAAACCAACCCAUAAACAAAGAAAAGAUAUAAUCAUAAACAUCGACUUUAUACUUAUAAACACUAGUAUUGACCCAUCGCUAUUCGAAUUGCUUAUAUUCGAGCAAGGCGAAUGCUUCGAUUCAUAGUGUUAUUUCGAAAAGAGUCGCACCGAUAUAACAACAUGGAUAUAUUGGAUUCUGAACGUGAGAAAGAUGGUAUGGAAUUGAUAAUAGAGCCUGGAUAUACAUGGGACGAAUUGCGUGAAAACAUUGCAAAUAGUUGUCUUAAAAAGAAGUGUGGCUUUCUUUUGCAAGAUGAGCUUAAAAUCGAAGACCGGUAUAAAAAAAUACUGGAUUUACUGAACGCCGAACUGAAUUUGGACGAGAUUACGUCUCUUUUCGUAAUAGCGGGAACAAUAUACUUCAUUGAAGCUAGGCCAGAGAACAUGGAGUGGCGAACCCUUCUCUUACAGAAAACAUUCAACUAUACAGACACACUGAGCCCGAUGCAUCUCCAUUUAGCUACUAAACGGCUUUGGACAAACUUAAAAAAAAAAGAUACUGAUGUGUUCAAUAUACUUGAACUGUGUAACCAAAUGGUUAUCAUAAGUGAAACAGCACGAGCUAUAUCUAUAUGUCUUAUGUGGACUAUAUUAUCUGAAAUAACAGAAACCCCUAGUGAAAUGUACUGCUUUCGACAGUUCUCCAAAUUGCUAGAAAUGCUAAAUAAUAUCGAUAGUGAAACAUUGCAAGAGGAAGAAAAUACGAAAAUUGUAUAUAUAUUAGUACGUGUAUUAAGUUAUCUCAUCAAUGUUACACUUUGUGACGCCCAAAAUGAGGAUAUAAUUAAGGCCGGUUAUCGAAUGUACUUCAAAUACACUUCACCAUUUUUAAAGAAGCUGCACGAAUGGUGCGAGAACUUUAAAAAGACUAUAGACUCAUGCCCAAAGCCAAAGCAAAAUCAAACAGAUUGGGAUCUCCGUAUGAUGAUUACAGAACACAUCAGUUUUAACAUCAUUAAUGUUCUACAAGACCGAAUAGAGCAUAUGAGUGCACCAGAUUAUUCCUAGUACAAAUCCUAAGUAUGAAAUAAAGUAAGAAAAUCUACAAAAAUUACAAA
Molecule: messenger RNA, 1359 nt
Organism: Anastrepha obliqua
Lineage: Eukaryota; Metazoa; Arthropoda; Insecta; Diptera; Tephritidae
Exons: 5
Coding region: 371-1309 (312 amino acids)
Source: RefSeq, a predicted model, not a curated record